AUGGCUCCGUCUAUGCUCAAGCUGGGUGCUGUUGCCCUGGCUUACACCUUUGGUGUUUCUGCCCGUAGCUCUCCUGCCUCCGGCAAGACCUACCAGUUGUCCGAAUCUUAUAACUCGGGCAACUUUGCUGAAAAGUUCAGUUUCUUUGAGGGAGGCCGCGAGGAGAAGGUGAGGGAUCCCAACAAUGGAUACGUCAAGUACCUGGGCAAGGAUGCGGCAGUGUCCUCGGGCUUGAUCAAGACCGAGGGUGAUGAUAUCCGCAUCGGUGUCGACAGCAAGACUUCCGGUGCUCCCCGCAAGAGUGUCCGUCUCGAGAGUACCGCGUCCUACAACACCGGUCUGUUCGUUGCCAAGUUCAGCCACUUCCCCAAGCCUGUCUGUGGUGCUUGGCCUGCUUUCUGGAUGGUCGGCGACAACUGGCCCCAGGACGGAGAAGUCGAUAUUUACGAGAUGUGGUCAUUGGCCGAUCACAACAGAAUUACCUACCACACCGGAACUCCUGCUCAGGUUGGCGAAUGCAAGCUCGUCGACGAGACGCACGUUGAGACUACCGAGACCUGGAACUGCGACAACUAUGCUACAGGCCAGUGGGUAAAUGAAGGCUGCGGUGUGACGGAGAAGCAGGGCCAGUGGGGUAGCCCCAGCGGUGGUGUUUAUGCUAUCGAAUGGACUGAGGACCACCUCAGUGUCUGGAGCUGGGCCACCGAGCCUACCGACAUCGAGAACGGAACUCCCAACCCCGAGACCUGGGGUAGGCCGCACAUGUCCGUUACAAGCAAGACCUGUGAUGUUGAGAAGGCUUUCAAGAACCUUCGCUUCAUCCUCAACAUCAACUUCUGCGGUGAUGCUGCUGGCCAACUCUUCGGUCUGGAUCCCAAGUGCGGUUCCAAGGGCUCCUCUUGCGACGCAUAUGUCUCCAACAACCCCAGUGAUUUCGAUGACGUCUACUGGAAGAUCAAGUACAUCGACGUCUACCAGCUCCAGAAGGGCCUCCCUACCACCACUUCGUCUGCCAUCUCUUCGAGCACCACCUCCUCCGCCAUCGUCAGCUCGACUGAGACCAGCACCGCCACCGCGUCGAGCUCUACCGUCACCUCCAGCUUCGUCUCUGUCGUCUCCAGCUCCGCUGCUUCCACCUCCGAGGUGAUCUCCACUUCCGCUGUUUCCACCGAGGCCGUCUCUAGCUCUGUUGUUUCCAGCUCUGCCAUCAUCUCUAGCUCUGCUGUCUCCAGCUCCGAGGUUAUUUCCAGCUCUGCCGUUGUCUCCGCUUCCGCCGUCCCCAGUUCCGAGGUCGUUUCCAACACCGAUGUCUUUAGCAACAUUGCCUCCGCCUCCGGUGUUGCCUCCAGCUCCGACGCAGUCUUCGUCACUGCCACCUCUUCCGCGACUCUCCCUACCGAGACUGACGACGAUAGCGACUGCGAUGAUGAUGACGAGGGCGACGUCUCCUCCGGCAUUGUUGUCCCCAGCGGCAGCGCUACUGUCAGCAUUGUUCCCGGCGGUAGCGCUAUCCCGAGUGAUAUCGUCAUCCCCAGCGGCAGCGUUGUCCCCAGUGCCAGUGUCAUCGAGACUGGCAGCUCUUCGAUCAUCACUUCUGCUCCCAGCGGUCCUUCCGCCGGUUUCCCGGUCAUCUCUUCCUCCGGCGUCGUCUCCGACUUCCCCAUUUCCUCUGCUCCUGCUGAUCCCUCGGCCUCCGGCGGCUUCCCCGUCCCCAGCGGUAUCUCCACCGGCCCCGUCCUCUUCCCUAACAGCACCAUCACUGCUUCCCAGGAGUGGACCACCUCUACCAUCUACACGACCAGCUACUACACCGUCACCUCCUGCGCCGCUACCGUGACCGACUGCCCUGCUCGCGUCGUCACCUCCGUCAUUGCCAUCUCCACCACUGUCUGCCCUGUCACGCAGCAUCCUGCUGCUCCUACCAACGCUCCCGGCGGCGGUAACGGUGUCCCUGUUGUUCCCACUCAGGUCCCUGGUGGCUGCAACGGCGUAAACUGCCCUGUUCCUACCCAGAUUCCUAGCGGCCCCAACGACGGUGGUAACGGCACUCCUGGCAACGGCACUCCUGGCAAUGGCACUCCUGGAAAUGGCACUCCUGGCAAUGGCACUCCUGGCAAUGGCACUCCCGGUAACGGCACUCCCGGCAACGGCACUCCUGGCAACGGCAACGGCAAUGGUGAGGGUAACUGCCCCGUUCCUACCGGUAGCGCUCCUGGCUCCGGCUCUGGCUCCGGUGAGGGUGAGGUCCCCGCUGUCCCUACCGGCAGCGCUCCUGGCACUGGUUCUGGCAACAAUAACGGCUCUGUCCCUCCUGUCGUCCCUGGGCCCAUUCCCACCGGCACCCUCCCCGGCAACAGCAACGGCACUUACUCCGUUCCUCCCGUUUCCGGCACCGGCGUUGCCCAACCCCCUGCCCCCAUCGGCGGCGGCUCUUCUCCCAGCGUGUCCAUCGGCCAGCCUCCUAUCCCUACUGAGGAUGUGCCCGUGACCGCUGGCGCUGGCAAGAACGCCUUGAGCGUCGGUGUGGCUGUUGUUGCUGGUAUUGCUGCUUUGCUUGCUCUUUAA
Molecule: messenger RNA, 2565 nt
Organism: Sordaria macrospora k-hell
Lineage: Eukaryota; Fungi; Ascomycota; Sordariomycetes; Sordariales; Sordariaceae
Source: RefSeq, a predicted model, not a curated record